This is a messenger RNA of Trematomus bernacchii (emerald rockcod), 1749 nucleotides long. It is a transcript of the gene fance, whose product is annotated as FA complementation group E. Gene Ontology annotation, cellular component: Fanconi anaemia nuclear complex. The record is from RefSeq and is a predicted model, not a curated record. Bases 9 to 1703 code for a protein of 564 amino acids. The transcript has 9 exons. Gene Ontology annotation, biological process: interstrand cross-link repair. Lineage: Eukaryota; Metazoa; Chordata; Actinopteri; Perciformes; Nototheniidae.
UCAACAAGAUGUCGGGUGACAACAGGCAUGAACAUUUACCCCCGGCUGUAUCGAGACGUAUGGACCCGGCAAUGUUUCUGGGUCGGUUUGACGGGCAGUCGAAGCUGCUGGUGCGGGCCUUGCUGUGUGGAAGCUCCGGGGCUCACAGAGCGCUGGAGGUCUUCCACCGGCAGCAGAGAGCCAACCCCGACAUGUCGCUGUCUAACUUUAUAGAAACCCUGUGCCAAGACGAAGUGUGCGGUCCAGAUAGGACAGGACAGCCACUGACAGUUGGACCCCUGGUGUGGCUGUUUACAACAUUAUUAAAAAAAAACCUGCUGUCCUUCAUCCAUCUGGUCUACUUCAGUCUUCCCUGCCCCCCUGUCCUCCAUCUUCUCAAAUGCCUCAGCCAGGACCCUCAUAGAAGUCCCUGGAUGACCGCUAUGAUAAGACAGCUGGAAAGAAACCUGGAGGUCCACAAUGAGGAGCCCCUUUACACUCCACACUGCGGCCAGAGACUCAAGGAGCUGUCACAGCGUUUGGUUGGUUCUGAUGAAACUGGAGGAUGGGCCAAGUGCUUCAGCCGUCAAACAUCUGAAUGUGAGAGGGCCUCUGGGUCAUCAGAGCUGAGGACACAACGGAAAAGAAAGGGCAGCUUCCUCGCUCUUGACUCUGAUGGUGAGGACACAGGACAGGAAAGUAAACGGAUAAAGGUGGAAGUCUGUGGUAGUGAAAGUCUAGAUGAUGAAGAAAAGAGCGCAACAACAGAGCUAUCAGGACGAUUAGGAAAUGAUGCGCCAGCAGAAACUCCUGCUGAAGAAAGGACGCCAGCAGCAGCAGAAAGUCCAAGUGAUGUCCUGCCUGAACAUAUAAAGGUCUCUGUUCUUCAAAUAAAAGAAUUACUGGAAAGUCAGACAGAGUGGGACCAGAGCUCCAUGGAGAUGUUUGAAGUGCUCAAUGACUGUGACCCAGGCCAAGUGGAGCUGUUGUGCAGCAUGCUGCGUUUUCCAGACUUACCGGAGCAGACCCUGCCUAAACUCUGCAGCAGUAUUUUGGCUCCCUCUUUUGACUUCAGCUACAGCACGGCAGCAACCCUCAUCAAGAGCCUCCUGCUGCAGAAGAUCCUGUCCCUGUCAGAACCGGCCUCCCGAUGUCUCGUCACCGCGGGGACGUCACUGUGCAGCCGCUACCCCAGACCCAUGUGCCACGCUCUGAUUGGACCAGUUCUAGAGGAAAAGACCAUCGGUGGGGAAAGGGUUGAGCGACAACUAAGUGCCGGUAUCAGUUAUAAAAGAGAACCACAACAUUAUGACUUUUACUUGAAUUACUCCUCCUUUGCUUUGUCUUCAGGGAAUCCCCAGGCUGAGCUGCUGAACAGACUGGUAGAAAGCUGCCUGGACUCCCAUUACAGGCUGCUGGUGCUCCAAAUGACAUUUAAAAUGACGUGGAGCGAGGCAGUGCUCUCCAUUAUCCACAGCUUGCUAGACUCCAAGCUUGACUUGAGUGAAGAACUGUUCACACAGUUUACUGGACAGCUUGUCAGCCAGGGUCCUAAAUUCACUAAGUCUGUGAAGUUUGCGAAAAUGAUGCUAACAGUCCUCACCAAAUAUAACAGUCAUGUGACAGCUGAGCACAAACAGUCCCUGCACAGCUGCCUGAUGGUAAAUGAGACCUUCCUGAAAAAGUCUCUCCAAGCUGCUUUGAAAAGAAUCACCAACUCAUGAGGUUUCAUCUGACCUAAUGCCUGUUAAUAAAAAUAUAUGAAUAAGA